Messenger RNA from Beauveria bassiana ARSEF 2860, 1983 nucleotides. Its product is annotated as dimethylaniline monooxygenase. The record is from RefSeq and is a predicted model, not a curated record. The coding region runs from base 1 to 1983 and encodes 660 amino acids. The transcript is spliced from 5 exons. Gene Ontology annotation, molecular function: NADP binding; N,N-dimethylaniline monooxygenase activity; flavin adenine dinucleotide binding. Lineage: Eukaryota; Fungi; Ascomycota; Sordariomycetes; Hypocreales; Cordycipitaceae.
AUGAAAGUCGCUGUCGUCGGAGGCGGCCCCGGGGGCCUCGUCACGCUUAAAUUCCUCGCCACCGCGCAUCACUUCUUUGACAUUCCGCCGCUCGAAGUGCGUCUCUAUGAAGCCGAGGACGAGAUUGGCGGCACCUUUGUGGCGCGCGUCUACGAAGACGCCGAGAUGGUCUCGUCAAAGUACCUAACCGCCUUUUCCGAUUUCCGCCUCCCCGCCUCUGCGCCCGAUUUCGUCACGCCCGCCGCCUACGUACAGUAUCUGCGCGACUACCUGAGCCAUUUCCAGCUCUGGCCGCACGUGCGCUGCCGAGCCCGCGUCACGCGCAUCACCCGGAGCCGGAGGAGUCAUCAUCAUCCCGACGCCGGCGGCGGCGGCGGCGGCGGCGGCGGUCAUACCGUCGAAAUUUUCACCUCUACGGAGACGGGCGGCGCGACCGAGACUUGGGACUGCGACGCCGUGGCCAUUUGCACCGGCAUGCACGUGCUGCCGCGCAUCCCCGCGCUUCCCGGGCUGGAAAGAGUCAAGACGGUGCUGCACUCGUCCGAGGUCAAGACGCGGGCGCAGCUUGGCGAGGGCACGCACGUGGUGGUGCUGGGCGCGGGGGAGACGGGCAUGGACAUGGCGCAUCUGGCGGUGACGGCGCCGACGGCGUCGGUGACGCUGUGCCACCGCGGCGGCUUCUUUUGCGCGCCCAAGAUUAUUCCGGUGCCGACGCCGCGCGGACGACCGCUGCCGGCCGGUGCUCGUCCGAACAAGCCGGUCGACACCUCAGUCGCCAGCCUCUUUGACACGGCGUAUGCGCACCCGCGCUUGCAGCGAAGCUCGCUCCUCUGGGCGGCGUACGACUUUUGGGUGCGCAAGGCGCACUGGUGCAUCAGCGGCACGGAAGAGGGCCCGGAUCAAUGGGUCGGGCAGAUGAGCAAGGAGCGCAAGCACCUGGAUUCCCUCUUCAUGGUCAAGUCGGACCGCGCGCUGCCGUACCUUUCCGCCAACCACCGCUCCACGUCGUUGCUCAACCGCCUCCGGAUGCGCAUCCUCAACGUGCCGCUGCGGCCGCACCCCGGCCGCACCAUCUCCGUUCAGUCCUGGCCCUCUCACAUUGACUCUUCCGGCAACAUGCAUUUUCAAUCUCCCCCAUCCUCAUCCUCAUCUUCAUCCUCCACCCCCCUUCUCUCCGCUUCCCAGGCACCACCACCACCACCACCAUCUCUCAUCCCCGACGUCGUCAUUCUCGCCACCGGCUACAUUACCUCUUUCCCCAUCCUCGACCACGGCUACCCUUCCCUCUCCUCCGCCUCAGUCCGGGGCAUCUACGACCCUUCCUGCCCCUCCGUCGGCUUCAUCGGCUUCGUCCGGCCCAGCAUCGGCGCCAUCCCGCCGCUCGCCGAGCUACAGGCGCAGCUCUGGGUUCUCCGGCUCCUGCAGCACCAGGAGGGCCUCGUGCUGCAGCCGCCGCCGUCGCCGUCGCCGUCGCGUGGCUCCUCCCAGUCCGCAGCAAAAAAAGAUGAUGAUGAUGCGGUGCAAGGGUAUGAGAUGGACUGGCGGCUGCAUCCGCGCGCCGGGUACGACGUCUGGGUGGAGAAGAGGGGCGUCGACCAUGAGAGCUACGCGUACCAGCUGGCGCUGGACAUGGGCGCGGCGCCGACGUGGAGGGCGGUGGCGCGGAGGGGCUGGCGAUGCGCGUAUACGUGGGCAAUGGGAUCCAACUUUAACACAAAGUUUAGGCUCGUCGGCCCGUGGAGGGACGAGGCCGUGGCCGAGGACAUUAUGAAAGGGGAACUGUACGAGGUGGUGAGGCGCUCGGGGGGUCUUGUGUAUUUCUUGACGUAUACGCUCAUACCUCUGAUUGUGUUUGGCACGAUUAGUCUGAGUCUGCACGCGGCAUAUGGCAUCGCGGCGCUGCCGGGCAAGGCGGCUGCUGGCGUGAGGCGCGCGUCGGGGUGCGCGAAUGGGAAGACGGAGGUCGCCAAGACGUUGGAGUAG